Molecule: messenger RNA, 2553 nt
Organism: Pelobates fuscus (common spadefoot toad)
Lineage: Eukaryota; Metazoa; Chordata; Amphibia; Anura; Pelobatidae
Product: Y-box-binding protein 3-like
Exons: 9
Coding region: 166-909 (247 amino acids)
Biological process (GO): regulation of gene expression
Cellular component (GO): nucleus
Molecular function (GO): nucleic acid binding
Source: RefSeq, a predicted model, not a curated record
UUGCAAAGCAAUUUUAAGUCAGUAAGAUCAGUGACAAAACCAAGAACAAGAACGAUCGAGGCUUGAGAUCCCUCGAAAUACCAUCUGCAGCCCUUGCUGCCUCUCCCCCCUUCUCUCCCAAAAUAUUUUAGCAGGGAAAAGGAGAAAUAAACCAAUAUCUCAGUCAUGAGUGACGCAACAGCUGAGGAACCAAAGCCCAAAACUCCUGGAACCGAUCCAAGCUCUGCUCCCCCUGUUCCAAGUGAAGUAGAGAGAAAAGUACUGGCUACCAAAGUCCAAGGAACUGUGAAAUGGUUCAACGUGAGAAAUGGCUAUGGAUUCAUAAACCGGAAUGACACCAAAGAAGAUGUGUUUGUACACCAGACAGCGAUAAAAAAGAACAAUCCACGCAAAUACCUGCGGAGCGUAGGGGAUGGAGAGGUGGUGGAGUUUGACGUAGUUGCUGGGGAAAAGGGUGCUGAAGCGGCUAAUGUGACUGGCCCAAAAGGGGCACCAGUAGAAGGUAGUCGUUAUGCUGCAGACCGUCGCAGAUAUCGCCGUGGUUACUAUGGGCGCAGGAGAGGACUACCAAGGGAGAGAGAAGGUGAAGUGAAAGAAGGAUUACCCGAAGCUGUUCAAACCCAGCAACCCAUGCGUCAGUCGGCUAACUACCGUCCAAGAUACCGCCGACCUAUGAAUCAAACCAGACCACUUCCACCAACUGGUGAGAUUGAAAACAAGGAAAACCAGUUUGAGUCAGUGGCUCCAGACCAGCAACAAAAUCGCCGUGGCUUCAGAAGACCAUACAACUACCGGCGUCGACCCAACCAACCAAGUGGUCCACCACAGGGGAACAAGGAGUCAACCAAGUUGGCUGAAACCCCUGCAGAGAAGCCUGUGCCAGUGGGUGAGAAAAGCAAUGCUGUGUAAUCUGAGUGACCUGAUCUUCCAUCAUGCAUAAUGUGAGCUGAGAAAGGAUGGACAUCAAGACAGGGCCACAAACUUUUACUACUUUUUGAAAAUGCUACAGUUGCCAAUUAAUUGGGAGAGAUGACAUAUACAUCUCCUAUGCUCCUCAGUUUGGAUUUCACAACAAAAGUACACUCAUAUUUUGUGUCCAUGCAUGCAAAUACCAAGGGCAAAUUUGGGUAUGUAUUAAAACUGAAUCUAUGCAUUGUGCUAGUGAAGUUGCUAGCGAAAUGAUAGAUUUAAAAUGUUACUUACCUGAAGUCUGCUUCCUCUUAGGCAUGCUGUAUUUGUGUACUCAUGGUAUGGUAUGAGAGACAUUGUCCAAUACUGAUAAUUAUAUUUAAUAAAUACAUUUCUGCACUAAAACAGUAAGGGAGAGACCACCUAUAUAAUGCUCUAAUACAGCAGAAACCAACCAGACAAUACUUUUGAAAAAUUAAGUUAAAAAAAAAAAAAAAAGAACAAUAACAAAUAUAACAGCAUGAUGAUAACCGGAGUCAAUAGAUGAAGACUAAAUUGCUAAAUAUUAUUUAGUGUAUCCAGUAGCACUGAAAACACAUUGCAGCAGAAGUGAUGUGUCCAGAUGCCAAAACAUAAUCAAGACAGACCACAAAACACCGGUCUGGUGAUUGUAGUUUCUCCACUUGUAGAUAAAGCAGACGAGAGGUGAUUCCAUUUGACCUAUAAAAACAAUAUAGGUACCAUAGUACACUGCUCACUGUAUAUUAUUUGUUUUUGCAUGCAAUGAAUUAAAAACUUACAGGAUCAAUGGUAGAGCUCAUAUCAGGAGACACAUUCAUUUAAUUAAUUGCAUGCAAAAAAGGUUAUAAACAGUGAGCACUAUGGCACCUCAUUUGUUUUUAUAGAUCAAGUGGAAUCACCUCUCAUCUGUUUUAUGUAUACAAUUGGAGAAAGUACAAUCACCACAUCUGUGCUUUGUGGUCUCUGUUCAUUAUGUAUUGCCGUCUGCACACAUUAAUGCUGCUGCUUUCAGUAUAACCGGAUACACUAUAGAAUAUGUAGCCAUUAUGUCUUAAUAUUUUGACUCCAGGUCUUCACCAUAUAAUGUUUUUAAGUCAUUGGUGUUUUUUUUUUUUAAAAUCCUGCACUCACCCAUGUGAGGAUGCACAGAUACAUGCACACUGGCUGCAAGUGUCAUGGAAUGAUAUGAACAUAAAGAUUCCAAAGAAAUUAACAACACAGCAACCAUCAAAAUGCAAAGUGUAAUAAAUAUAUUGCAUUGCAGUCAUGUCCAGUAACAUGUCCACAUUGAUUCUUUGCAUUGUAAAAUAGCACAUGUAUACGAUAAAUAUCAUAAUUUUGUAAAAAAAAAACUAAAAAGUUAUUUCUUGCUACUGGAACAUGAGUCAGUCGCCCUUAAAGCAGAUUGUUAUAUGCGUUCUUUUUUUACAUCAGUAAAUUUCACCAGAGGGAAAAAACUCUCCCCUUUUUGCUGUUGCAUAUCUGAUGACAUCAUGGCCCAAUUACCGACCCUGGUUCACAGAUACAAUAUUGUCAUGUUUGCUUUUUUCAUAAAUAUAAUCCACAGAUGCUUUUGGGAAAAAAAAACAAUAGAUGUGAAAGAACAUAAACGUCUGAAACAAA